Molecule: messenger RNA, 1435 nt
Organism: Nezara viridula (southern green stink bug)
Lineage: Eukaryota; Metazoa; Arthropoda; Insecta; Hemiptera; Pentatomidae
Source: the annotation of a GenBank genome assembly
UGUUUUAUCCCCUUUUUUAACCUAGUAAUUUAGGUUAGGUUUAUUUUUAUUGUUUUUAUUUGAUAUUACUGUUUUAAAACUGUACUGUGAUAUCUUCAACCCAGAAAAUUUUCUGUAACCUACUUUCUUUAUGAUAGGAAUGUCUUCGUUACGUCAUAAGUACGUUUCUAUGAAGAGAUAGUAUGGAUAAUUCAGGGAUGGUUCAUCAAGUAUGGGUUAAUCAUUCAGGUGAAACAGUCAAACAAGAAGCUUCAACUCAAAGUAACAGUGGUGAUUAUCUAAAUAUUGAUGAUACGAAACCUGAUUGUACAACCCAAGCAACCUUAAAAGUUACCACUGAUGAUUUUAAUAACUUCUUCUGCCAUGAAGUUUUUGGACAGUUAAAAGGUGAAGGACACCAGUGUAAUGUGUGUGGGCGAGUGUUUCCAUAUAGGUACCAGCUUAUUGUACACACACGAUACCAUACUUUUCCUGAUGAUGACAGAGCAAAUAUUAAUUUUGAAGAAAAAGUAGAUAGUGCAACUAGCACAAUAAAGGAUGAAAAUAAAUCUCAAUUACCUUGUCCUUACUGUGGACGUUGUUUUUCAAGAAAAGAACAUUUAGCCAACCAUGUCGCUAAACACACAGGUGAAAACCCUCAUGAAUGUCAUCUAUGUGCCAAAAGUUUCUCCAGAAAGGAUCAUUUAGACAACCAUAUUAAAGCCCAUGAAGCAGAUUUUAAAUGCCAUAUUUGUUUGAAAAUUUUUACAAGAAAAGAACACCUCAUUAAUCAUGUUCAAUGGCAUACUGGUACCUCACCACAUCGUUGUGGGCUUUGUCAUAAGGUUUUUACACGUAAAGAACAUCUUGUUAAUCACGUAAGACAGCAUACAGGAGAGUCUCCUCAUGUCUGCAGAUUCUGUGGAAAAGCAUUUACUAGAAAAGAACAUGUUGUAAACCAUGAAAGGGGUCAUACAGGAGAAACUCCAUUUAAGUGCACUGAAUGUGGAAGAGCAUUUUCCAGACGUGAUCAUCUAGUGACACAUGAAAGAUCUCAUGCUGGUCUUUCACCUUAUCGAUGUAUUCCUUGUGGAAAAGCCUUUACCAGAAAAGAGCAUCUUGCUAACCACCAGCGACAGCAUCAUACCAUUGGUCACCAAAUGUAUCCUUAGACGUUUUUUAAAUUAGGCUAUUGAUUUGAUGAAAAGAUGGUUAUUAAAGUGCUAUGUGCAGCAGUGAUAAAAAAAAAGAAGCUGUAUGACUGUUAAAUUUUAAUGUAUUUUUGUAAAAAAUAAAUAAACUAAUACAGAAAAAUAUGAACAUAUAUUUAAUAAAUUAUUAAUGUAAAUAAGUUUGAGUACUCAUAUAUUUUGUUAUACAAAGUAAUUGAUAAGUUUUAUAUCUAUAGAAAUUUUUAAAUUUAUAACUAAAGGAUCAAUAAAAUGUUAUUAAUGUU